Messenger RNA from Oldenlandia corymbosa var. corymbosa, 3433 nucleotides. NCBI's taxonomy places the organism in Eukaryota, Viridiplantae, Streptophyta, Magnoliopsida, Gentianales, Rubiaceae. The record is from the annotation of a GenBank genome assembly.
UUUUCCUCCUCUAACUAAAUUACAUUUUCUUCGGAAAAAUGUCCAAUUUUAAAGAGAUUUUUAAAAUAAAAUAAAAUAAAAUAGGAAAUAAAAGCUUUACAUAAAUUUUACUGUUUUAGUUGGAAACCUUUUAGUACUGAGAAUUUCCCCCAAAGAGUACGGUAUUCAUCUCAUCGGACACACAUUCCCCCUUUUUUUGAUCAAAUUCUCUGCAAUUUCUCGAAAUCUGCUAAUUUUGGGAAGCUCAGAAAUAAUCUCUGAUGAAGAAUCUCCGAGAGGGGAAGAAUGGUGGAGCAUCUAAAGGUUCCCAAUCUUCAGCAGGGAAAGAACCAGUCUACAGUAAAGUUUUUCUUUUUUUUUUGUUUUGAUUUUAUUUUCCGAGCCUUGUGUAAAUUAUUUUUUCUAAAUUGGUCAAAAUUGGGUUAGCUCUGAUCGUCUUGUUGGGUUUUUGGAAUUUUUUUUUGGGUUCUAUUUUAGUUAAGAGUUUGAUGAUUGUUUGUUAGUUUCCUUCUUGGUCUUCUUAUAUGUAAGUUUGUAGUUUGGGGGUUUUAGGUUGGUGUUUUAAUCUGCCUUAAAGCUGUGAUCUUUUCAACUAUAGAAGCAUUUUACUGGUGUUUAAGUGUUGAUCGUGAUCUUUGAAUGCUGAUCCUGUUUCUCGAUGAUUAGUUUUGGGUUUGGACAGAGUUUUGUUGUUGGAAUCCUUAAUUUUUUAUAAUCAUUUUUCCCCCCCUUGGUGUGUAAUGGUAGAGGCGAUUCAGCAUUGGAAAACUGUGUCCUGGUGUUUGCUAUAAAUGACAAUGUGACUAGUUUCUUUAUCCCUUUCCUUUUUUUUGACAUUUUGCUGAUUAUCCUCCUCUGUUGGUCUCGUAUAUGAUGGUUCCUGUAGAAGCGAUGAAGAAGCUGACAAUUGAGGACCGUACCAUCGAUGAUAAGAGGGGCACGGUGAAUGAGGUUGAGUAUCCGGAUCGCCCUGGUGAACCUGUUUGUUUAUAUUUCAUGCAGAAUGGAACCUGUUCUUAUGGAAGAAGAUGCCGGUUUAAUCAUCCAACUAAUGUUGAAAAGUGGAUUCAAGAUACUGAUGAACUCCCAGAAAGAGAUGGGCAGCCUGAAUGCAAGUUUUUCGUAAAGACAGGUACCUGUAAAUUUGGGUCAUCUUGUAGAUAUCAUCAUCCACAGUACAGAUAUUUCAUGUUGAAUACUUUGGGGCUACCCAUGCGGCAGGGAGAACCGCUGUGUGAUUAUUAUAUGCGCAAUGGUACAUGUAAAUUUGGAGCUCUGUGCAAGUUUGACCAUCCACAACCUUUCUCUACUGGGAAUAGCUUCCUUCCUACACAUGUUCCCUAUGGAUCCAAUGCCAUAUCUCUUUUGCCGUCCUCUGGUACACCUUAUGUUGGUGGGGUUGUGGAUAUUUCGACAUCAAAUACCACAUUUGUGUCUAAUCCUUCCUUGCAAGUUCCCCAGAAUCAUGUGCCUGUUGUUCCGCCUUCUCAAGUUUGGAGCCGAUACAUGGGAACCAUGGGUCAGUCUUCAGCUACAGCUAUUGUUGCCAAUCCAACUUCCAACAGUCAGGUGCAUGUUUCCCCCUCAGUUUUUAAUCUUCCUGACCGACCUGACCGACCUGAAUGCCGUGACUUUGUAAAUACUGGGAACUGUCGUUAUGGGGCAGACUGCAAAUAUCAUCACCCUCGGACUUUACCAAGUUCUCUUGGCCUACUUGGGCUACCAUCUCGACCUGUGAGUAGAUUAUCACCUUCCUAAACUUGCAAUGUCCUUUAUAGGGGUCUUCAUGCAUGGUUAUUACAUCGGGAUAAAGAAAGAAGCAUAAGGCAGAUUGAUGGAAUUAUUACCGUUGAUUAUCGGAAACUCAUAAACAACCAUUUUGUUUUUUUUGUUUGGUCUUAGUUUCAACAUGUUUAGUGGAAAUAUAAAACGCUAUCUCGGGAAUCUUAAAAUUUGUAAUGAAAAGUGAAAAUGAAACUAAAAAAAAUUUCAAAUUCUUUCCUUUGCAAUCCUUAAAGUUGGCAAGCAAAUGGGUAUUUAUGGCUUUUGUCUCUUUAUAGUUAGAAGAAUAAAUAAUAAUGUGAUUCUUGCCCUGUCUCCAUAAAGGAAGAAGAAGCCAAGACUAACUCAUUUAGUAGAGCUAAAGAUUUAUAGCGGAAGUUAGUACCUGUUUAUGUGCAUUCAACUGAAAUAAAAAUAAGGAUGCUUUCAGUUUCAAGAACCUCAUGUUACCUUUUCCAAAAAAAAAAAAAAAAAUGAACCUCAUGUACCUGUCUGUAGUAGAUGAAUAUUUCAGCUGUAGUAUCUGUCGGCAUUCCCUGUUCUUGUUUCAGAAGUGGUUCUCUGUUCAGUUGUUUCAUAUUCUUACUGCUCUUAAUUUUGGCGGAGUAAUGAUAAAAUUGAUGACUCUAUGAUGAUGGAAGCACUUGAUCCUUUGUAUAUUCAUGAGAAUGUCCUGCAUACAUUACUCAUGUCAUCUCCCUUCUGUGGAAUCAACCAAUUCAUUUUCAAUCUGCAACAUUAGCUUUUGAAAAUACCUGAGCAAAAGGAGAAAUGAAGAUUUAUAUCCUCCCAUGAUUCUUAGGAAGAGGAAGAGGAAGAUAUGAUCUUUUUUCUCCUGAUUGACCCAGAGAUCAUAUGGUGUUCUGUUGCCAUCAGUCCUUGAUUAUGUGCUCUCUUAUACAGGGGCAACCUAUAUGUGCCUAUUAUGCUCAAUACGGAUUAUGCAGAUAUGGUCCAACCUGUCAGUUUGAUCACCCUUGGCCUGGAUAUUUCUAUCUUUACAAUUUUGGCAUGCCAUCUCCAUUGCCUGGUAUACCUACUGCACCAUAUCAGUGGAGUUCGCCGAUGGUUCUUCUUGCAGCUGAGACAGAUCCUCCGAAAUCAUCUAAACAUGCUGAGCCACUAAAGAAGGCACAAAGUUCAGUCUCUAAAAAAGUUCAACAUGUGCAUCCCAACACCCUACCUAGUUCAUCGGUAUCAAGAGAAGUUUCACGAGAUAGAUCUGACUGAGGUAUCAUUUAUUUAUCGUCGUCAUCCAGUUUUUUGUUUUGGAGUUGACAUCCGUUUAAAGAUCACAGAUAAGGAAAAGCAGAAGAGUAGCGGACUGUUCUAGCUUCAACUUGGAGGCUGCAGCAAAUGUCAAGUGAAUUUCACCACAAUUUACUCUUGAAGUAGGAGAUUAGUGCAGGAUUUUAUAUCUCUAUCUUUUUGGGAAGUUAUGAAUGAAACUAGGGAAAAGAUUUAUUCAGGAUCUCCAGGAUCUUGAAGAAUUCCAUUUUUGUUGAGGCUAAAUAUUACCUAUUCAUGUGGUGAAAUUUGAAAUCUGAAACUUUCUCAUGUUUCCUCUUUUUGGUACUAUGUAAAUCGUAAUUUGCGCUUGAGUCAUAGAUGAAUGUGUUAAAUAUGCCUGAAAAUUUUCCUCAAUAUUGAU